Molecule: messenger RNA, 681 nt
Organism: Zymoseptoria tritici IPO323
Lineage: Eukaryota; Fungi; Ascomycota; Dothideomycetes; Mycosphaerellales; Mycosphaerellaceae
Exons: 1
Coding region: 1-681 (226 amino acids)
Source: RefSeq, a predicted model, not a curated record
AUGAGCCUCACGCGAUCCGCCAGCAUACCUCCUUCAGAGCCUUCCAGCCUCGACGGCCUAACCGCGCAAGACAUUCACAAAGCCCACUUCUUGCAAAGCCAAGUCCUCCUCUACCAAAUACUGCACGAACACGGCUCCCGCUUCAACGAAGCGAACGACCUGGCGAACCACAUUUCCGACAUCGUGGGCGAAGCGGCAUGGAACCAUACCGAGGAUCUCAUCGCCGACUUACUCGAUGGCCUACGAUUGGAUGAGAACUAUGACCGAGUAGCAGUGUGCGAUAAAGUCUUCAGAAGAGCAGCCGCGUAUACGACUGAUCCGAAGUGUGCGACGCGGCUGCAGCGACCGUUGGAGAGAUUGGGGAGGUUCUUUUGGGGGCAGUAUAUUGAAGCCACGAGAGCUGCAGCAAAGGCGGCUGGUGAUCCUCCUUUGUCAAUCCCUCAAUAUAAGCCGUUGUCGAGGGAGACUGCUAAAUCCUACCGCCCACCUCCGUCGAAUGGAUGCGAUGGAGGUCACGACGGACAGCAUAGCGACUCCACGCGAAAGUUUCGCGAGGGCCGAAGCCUGGGUCGAUUUCGGAUCUUUCUGAUCCGUGUGCUUCUUGGGGAGGGAUGGGAGUUAAACCGGUGCUCUGAUAUUACGAGAGCGAAGCAGAGCGCUGGUGAGAUGCCUGCUUUCUGA